This is a messenger RNA of Drosophila subpulchrella, 3040 nucleotides long. It is a transcript of the gene Dll, whose product is annotated as homeotic protein distal-less. Gene Ontology annotation, molecular function: RNA polymerase II cis-regulatory region sequence-specific DNA binding; DNA-binding transcription factor activity, RNA polymerase II-specific. The record is from RefSeq and is a predicted model, not a curated record. The transcript has 7 exons. The coding region runs from base 602 to 1585 and encodes 327 amino acids. Lineage: Eukaryota; Metazoa; Arthropoda; Insecta; Diptera; Drosophilidae. Gene Ontology annotation, biological process: regulation of transcription by RNA polymerase II.
UUUGCUCGUUGGCAGUCGUAGUCGUCGCCGCCUGUUGUUGCCGCUGAUCUGCCGUCGCGUUCUUGCGUUUUUGCGUUUCUGCGUUUCUGCGCUUCUGCGUCGAACGAUCCGUAUGAUCCGUCGCGGGCUCGAUAGUGAUUCGUAUGAUUCGAAUUGAUUUCAAUUUGAUUUGAUUUGAUUUAUGCGCCAAAACGGAGCUUGAAAAUCGUGUUUUAUAAAUAAUAUGCACAUAUGUUAAAGUGAUAAAGGAGAAUGCAAUUCCGAGAGAGUGCUAACAAGUGCCAGUGCUGAGAAAAGUGCCUCCUCGCCGAGCUGCGAAAAGGAUUUACGCGCACCCCAAGUUCCAUUACAUCGGAACCAGAACCUGAAACGAACUGAACUGAGAGUUAACUGACAAUUAACCAUCGUACAAUAAUACAAAAUAGCCCACAACUAUAGCUGAUCAUUGCCAUCGGAUCGCUGCGAACUUCCUUCCCGCGCGCAUCCCCCCCAAAAAGCCGUCAAAAUUCUUGAUAAAGUGGCCUCAAUAGGCGCCAACACGCUUAAUUUCACGGACCUAGGGAGCCCCUACGAGGGGCCUCCCAGCACCCCCCAGUCGGGCAUGGACGCCCCCGACGCGCCCCACACGCCCAAGUACAUGGACGGCGGAAAUACGGCGGCCAGCGUAACGCCCGGCAUCAAUAUCCCCGGAAAGUCCGCCUUCGUGGAGCUGCAGCAGCAUGCCGCCGCCGGGUACGGCGGCAUUCGGAGCACCUAUCAGCAUUUCGGACCGCAGGGCGGCCAGGACUCCGGCUUCCCGAGUCCGCGCAGUGCCCUCGGCUACCCGUUCCCGCCCAUGCACCAGAACUCCUACUCCGGCUACCACCUGGGCAGCUACGCCCCGCCCUGCGCCAGUCCACCCAAGGAUGAUUUUUCCAUCUCGGACAAAUGCGAGGACUCCGGCCUGCGAGUCAACGGCAAGGGCAAGAAGAUGCGAAAGCCCCGCACCAUCUACAGCUCGCUGCAGCUCCAGCAGCUCAACCGCCGCUUCCAGCGCACCCAAUACCUGGCCCUGCCCGAGCGGGCGGAGCUGGCGGCGAGUCUGGGCCUCACGCAAACGCAGGUGAAAAUCUGGUUCCAGAACCGGCGGUCCAAGUACAAAAAGAUGAUGAAGGCGGCCCAGGGACCGGGCACCAAUAGCGGUAUGCCUUUGGGCGGCGGAGGACCCAAUCCCGGCCAGCAUAGUCCCAACCAGAUGCACAGUGGCGGUAAUAACGGCGGUGGCUCGAACAGCGGUUCACCCUCACAUUAUCUACCUCCCGGACACAGUCCAACGCCAUCGAGUACACCCGUGUCCGAGCUUUCACCUGAAUUCCCACCAACGGGCCUCAGUCCACCGACGCAAGCGCCGUGGGACCAGAAACCCCACUGGAUCGACCACAAGCCGCCGCCCCAAAUGACGCCACAGCCACCUCAUCCAGCGGCAGCACUUCAUCCGCAGACGCACCACCACAAUCCGCCGCCCCAGAUGGGUGGCUAUGUGCCCCAGUAUUGGUAUCAGCCCGAGACGAAUCCCUCACUAGUGACUGUUUGGCCGGCGGUCUAACAGCAUCCCAACCAGCUGCCCUCGGCUGCCUGGACUCAGCACCAGCUGAGCCUGGAGCAGCAGCACCACCACCACCACCUGGGCCACCAGGACACCCAGCAGCACCUCCUCCAGCGGCAGGACCUCGCCGGCGGGGCCUUCGAGGGCGGCAGCGGCAUUGGAGGCGGGGGCGUGGCCUUGCAGCACACAAUAUCUUAGCCAAUAAACCAUGAUAGCAACCUGUAAAAUAUCCAUGAAAAUGUUGAGAAAGCAUGCGAGAGAGCACUGGCAAGUUAAGCGUAAAGUUUUGUACAUUUCAAGCGUAAUAUAAUAUAUAUAUAUAUAUAAAUAUAUUUACCAACGUGAAUAAAGUCGUUCUAAAAUGUAGUCUAGCUAAGAACAGAAAAACACACAAAAACAAAAAUAUACUUAAAUUACAAAACAGUAAACAUUCCUCAAUCACAGAAGCAAGGAGAGAGUAAGAAACGUGUCCUUUAAUUUUGUUUAAUUUAGCAAAUUAACUAUGUAUAAAUCUAUCUAUAUGAACGUAAACUAUAUGUAGUGAGCAACAACAAACAACAAAGUAUAAAUGAGUAAAAAAGUAAAUCAUAAAUAAAUGAAAUCAAACAAAAUGAAAAAAAUCAGCUGUUGAUCUUAAGAGUUUCUUUCGAGCGUUUUUUGUUCUUGAGCAGUAGGAAAGUCGAAAAGAACGAGCAACAGAAAUCAGUAAAAUCAGAUCUCAAAUGCUAAAGGAAUAAUCCUCUUAAUUCUUUUAAUAUUUUUCCAUUCUCCUAUAUUUUUGUUUGUAAUUUUCCCCUUUUUUUUGCACCUAGAAGAGGAGCCCAGUUUCGUUCUUUUAUUGUGCAAUAUUAUCUUAUUUACCAACUUGUUGGCCUCAAUUGCAAAGGGAGUUGACCAAUCAAUUGCUUAAAGUGUACAUUUUGUAUAGACCGCAUUUUAAAAUAGAGUCUCCUGGUGCAUCGAGUGCAUCAAAUGUCAAGGGAAGCCCCAUUUUAACAAUCGAAAUUCGACUCGCUGCUGAGCUUGCUGUAGCUGUAAUUACGGAUUAACAUAAUCUAGUUUAAGCGGUAAUUAGUGCGUGUGUUUCACUCUAGUUUAAUUUAACCACAGCCAGAGCUAAAGGAAAUAAUUGAUAGUUUAACAACUGAGAAACUAAAGUGCGGGUGAGAGUGCGUAAAUGAGUGAUUGAGUGCGCGAUUGAAUGGAAAACGAUGUAAACAGAAACAAUAAAUUACAAAAACACAAAAACAAAUUUACGAAAAAUGCAUUAACAAGAUGGCGUAAGAAAUGAAAACAAUAUGUGCUAGCAUUUAAUUAAUUAGUUUUAAUCUAGUAAAUGGCAACACAAAAUCACAGAAGAAGCCUAGCGAUUCCCCUUUUUCCUUUCCCCAACCCCCCAACCAUUUAAUUUUUAGUAAUUAAUGUAAUUUUUAAAUCAAAUCAAACAAAAGAAAA